This is a messenger RNA of Camelus dromedarius (Arabian camel), 1465 nucleotides long. It is a transcript of the gene C1QTNF7, whose product is annotated as C1q and TNF related 7. The record is from RefSeq and is a predicted model, not a curated record. The transcript has 3 exons. The coding region runs from base 193 to 1092 and encodes 299 amino acids. NCBI's taxonomy places the organism in Eukaryota, Metazoa, Chordata, Mammalia, Artiodactyla, Camelidae. Gene Ontology annotation, molecular function: protein binding.
AGCAUGAGCUCCAGGCUUCAAACGCGUUCUCGUGCGCAGACGAGAACUUUAUUUUUCAUCAAGUCAUUUUUUGGGUUGUUUUGAAGCAGCUUUGAAUAAUAAACACAUAUUUCUGCUUUAAACUUUUUUAAUGGUUUCUAAAUCCAUGGAACAGCCAAAGCAAGAAAGCCUCAUGUUUUGGGGGAAAGUCUGAUGACAGCAAUGCCUAGAAAAGAGCCAAAGAUGUUUGUCUUGCUCUAUGUCACAAGUUUUGCCAUUUGUGCAAGUGGACAGCCUCGCGGCCAUCAGUUCAAAGGGGACAGCUACUCCCCCAAAUACAUCUGCAGCGUUCCUGGCUUACCCGGACCUCCAGGACCCCCUGGCGCAAACGGCUCCCCGGGGCCCCAUGGUCGGAUCGGCCUCCCAGGACGAGACGGUAGAGACGGCAGGAAAGGAGAGAAAGGCGAAAAGGGGGCUGCAGGUCUGAGAGGUAAGACCGGACCACUGGGCCUUGCUGGAGAGAAAGGGGACCAGGGAGAGACUGGGAAGAAAGGACCCAUGGGACCUGAGGGAGAGAAAGGAGAAGUAGGUCCUGUUGGGCCUCCUGGACCAAAAGGAGACAGAGGGGAGCAAGGGGACCCGGGGCUGCCUGGUGUUUGUAGAUGUGGAAGCAUCGUGCUCAAAUCUGCCUUCUCUGUUGGCAUCACCACAAGCUACCCAGAAGAAAGGCUACCUAUCAUAUUUAACAAGGUCCUCUUCAAUGAGGGAGAGCACUACAACCCUGCAACAGGGAAGUUCAUCUGUGCGUUCCCUGGGAUCUAUUACUUUUCUUAUGAUAUCACAUUGGCAAAUAAGCAUCUGGCCAUUGGGCUGGUACACAACGGGCAGUACCGGAUAAAGACUUUUGACGCCAACACAGGAAACCAUGACGUGGCUUCGGGGUCCACAGUCAUCUACCUGCAGCCAGAAGAUGAAGUCUGGCUGGAGAUCUUCUUCACUGACCAGAACGGCCUCUUCUCAGACCCAGGCUGGGCAGACAGCUUGUUCUCCGGAUUUCUCCUCUAUGUUGACACGGAUUAUCUAGAUUCCAUAUCAGAAGAUGAUGAGCUCUGAUCUGCUGGCCCAAAUGCCCCAGGAUCCUUGUGGAAGAAACUUUGACUUAAUCUGGGGCCCUGGAAGGUGGAACAAGAAGAAAUGAGAUCCAAAAAAGACCCCCACUCAGACUCCAGAGCAUUUACAGACAGUUCUAGCAGAAUCUAUUAAAACAAGUUGACCCACCAAACCGAUGAAACCGCAACAGAAUGAAUUAUAUAAAAGAAUAACCCCAGAUAUGUUCUCUCAAAAGCAAUGUUCACAAAUAUUUAAACAAAUAAAGACAACGUUACAAAUUCUAUUAAAUUCCGUGAGUGCUAAAACCAGCUGGCAAUGAUAUUGUCUCAUUAAAUCUUUGUAAAAUUGCAUUUCUGCCUAUUAUUUAAGAGAAUCA